AUGGCAGUGAAAGUGAGCGUGGCGGACCUUGUGGGACGUUCAUUGGAGCUUGAGCUUCCUGCCACGGAAGCCGUGAGAGCCAUCAAGGAUGCAGUUGCGAAGCCGUGGGACCUGGAUCCUAUCGCCUUUCGGCUGCUAAUGCAGUCUGAGCGCAUGGAUGAAGAGAGGACGCUUGGGAGUUUCCUCAAGGAAGAUCAGAUGCAGAUUGAGGUGCAGCUUCUUAAGUUCGACCCUCUCUUGGACCUGGGGCAGUUUCUCAGCGCCGACCAUUUAGGCAUCGAGCUUUCUGGUGAUCGAUACCAGACGCUGAAGAAGACCGAAGCCUUCCCGGAGUCCAACAGUGUCUUCUUGCGCCAUGGGAUUCAGGAGCCAUGCUUCGUGGAGUUUGAAGUGGUGCGCUGCAGAGAUGAGAUGUCCUUUGGCGUGUCCUAUGACAGGCAGGCAGAGCUAACGUCAGGCCACUGGAACCUUUACCUAGACACAACCUGGAUCUUCUCAAGAAAGAAGACCAUGCCCGCUUUCUUGCUCGGGAACCAGCACUUCAACCCUCCGGAAGUUCCCGGCGUCCAAGAGGGUGACAUCAUCGUGGUCUACGCGGAUCCCGAGUCUCGCUUGGUCGAGUUCUACUGCAACACGAAGAUGGUCGGAUCCACAGAGUCUUUCGAAGUUCCCUUGCCGCCGGCUGGUGGUAGGCCUUUGUGGAUGUAUGCCAUGGUAGACGAAGUUGGUGAUGAGAUUAAGAUCAGGCGCUUUGGCCCAGGCAGGCCAUAUCACUGA
Symbiodinium sp. CCMP2592 is the source of this 777-nucleotide messenger RNA. The record is from the annotation of a GenBank genome assembly. Lineage: Eukaryota; Dinophyceae; Suessiales; Symbiodiniaceae.